Molecule: messenger RNA, 982 nt
Organism: Paramecium sonneborni
Lineage: Eukaryota; Ciliophora; Oligohymenophorea; Peniculida; Parameciidae
Source: the annotation of a GenBank genome assembly
AUUAUCAAUAAAUUAAAUGAAUAAGACAUUGAUUGCAGUCCUUACAACUGUCUUACUAACAGCAACUACCUAUAUGAGUUAAGAAGAUCCCUUAAGAACUAUGUAUUAAGAAUGGAAACAAUAAUACUAAACCAGAUUUGCAAAUUAAUUUGAAGAUGAAUACAGAUUUGAAAUCUUCAAAUAAAAUUACAACUAUUAUCAAGAAGUGAAUAGUAGACAAUCAAGCUAUACACUUGGAUUAAAUCAAUUCGCAACUCUUACAGAUGAAGAAUUUGAAUAAACAUACCUUGGUGGACUAGAUGACUCUCAUGUAGAAAUUGAUGAAACAAUAACUUCAUUUAAUUAUCCAGAGAAGGCUGAUUGGUCUGAUAAAUUGAAUCCAAUAAAAAAUUAAGGAUCCUGUGGAUCAUGUUGGUCAUUCUCUGCAGUAGGUGCUUUUGAAGCUUAUUUCAUUAUUAAUCAUGGUAAGAAAUAAGUUUUCGCAGAACAACAACUAGUUGACUGUGAUAAAUAUUCAUAUGGGUGUGAUGGUGGUUUUGCAGGAAAUGCUAUUGAUUAUUUAAAUAAAAAUGGUGCUGUUUUGGAGACUGAUUAUCCAUAUGCUGCAGUAGAUCAAAAUUGUAAAAUACCAUCAGGAUUAGUUAAAGCAGGUGGAAGAAAAACUUGGACUACGGCCACAUAAGCUUAUGAAGCAAUAGCUAAAUAUCCAAUUUCUGUUAGUGUUCAUGCUUCAAAUUGGAAAGGAUAUACUAAAGGUGUUUUCACUGAUUGUAUUAAUACUUCAACAAAUCAUGCAGUUGUUGCAGUUGGAUAUGAUGUUGAAGGUAACUGGUUAAUCAGAAACUCUUGGGGAGUUGGAUGGGGACUUUAAGGUCACAUUUGGCUUAAAAGUGGAAAUACUUGUGGAGUUCUAAGAAGAUUAGACUAAGUUAUUUGAAAAUAAUUUAUUUAAACAAUAUCAUAAUAAACUAUAAAUUCUAAA